CCCCGCUCACACGGUGCUCAGGUGUAGCGAGGCGCGGGUGUGUGCGUGCGUGCGGGCGUCCUUUCACUUGUGUAUCCUAGUGUUACUCGUCUAAACCGUCGUCUCUCUCGUAACUCGUGGUUCUGACGCGAGACGAGGACUGAAGUGUUGUUUAUUGAAGCAUACCUACGUACAUAUUUAUAAAACGUGCCUGAAUCAAGAAAAAAAAAAAACAGAAUAAACUGACUUGAUUUACAUACAAGCAGUGUCUGGCAACUGUCCGUGGGAAAAACAGCAACAACAACAAAAAACAGUGUUACUAAUCCCCACAAAACCUCCCUUUACAGUGAAACAAAACAGAAGCAACAGAAAAAAAAGACAAAACGAGAAACAGUGACAAAGAAGCAGUGACAAAACCACACACACACGCGUCACUGCAGGAGAGUGACGCGACCACCACCACUGAGUGAGAAGUGUGCAGUGGUCGUGACGGUGACAGCACAGCGCGGCAGCAACACACACAUACACACACACUCACACACAAACACACAGACUCACGCUCAAGUGCCCAGUGCGGAGCGUGAGGCAGUGGUGUGGAGACGCUGCCCGGGAGAGAGGAAGAGAGUAAGAGAGAGAGUCUGGGGAUGGUGGGAAACCUUGCCUGACUCCCCUCUCCGGCCCCUUCUCUUGCCGGGGUGAGGGAGCGCCACUGCAAGAAAAUAGGUAUUGCAAGAGGUGGCGGUGGUGGGGGAGGAGGAGGAGGAGGAGGAGGGGGAGGAGGAGGAGGAGGGAAGGGAAGGAGAGGAAACAAGCGAGUGAGGAACUUGAGUGGGAGUGAUCGCUUGUGUACCUAUGCCAGAGGGUGGUGUCUUACUUGGCCCAUCAUGGAUUUUUGGCAACACUUCUUCGGUCUGUCCCACGAGAACAACAACGUGCCUGUCCACCACGCCGCCCCUGCAGGGGUGGGCCGGAUGGCGGCGACGGAGGGCCAGAUUCGCUUCAGCGGCCACACGCUGGACAAGGCCACCAAGGCGAAGGUGACGCUGGAAAACUAUUACUCCAACCUCAUCGCACAACACCUGGAGAGGAAACAAAGGCAAGACAAGUUGGAGGAGAGCAUGAAGGAAGAGGGGUUGUCGGAGGACCAAAAACAGGAGAAACGACAGCAGCAUGCCCAGAAGGAAACAGAAUUCCUGCGCCUCAAGAGAUCUCGCCUUGGUGUAGAGGACUUUGAAGCUCUGAAGGUCAUUGGCCGGGGAGCAUUUGGAGAGGUACGAUUAGUGCAAAAAAAGGAUACUGGCCACAUCUACGCCAUGAAGAUCCUACGAAAGGCAGACAUGUUGGAGAAGGAGCAGGUGGCACACGUAAGAGCUGAGCGAGAUGUGCUGGUGGAGGCCGAUCACCAGUGGGUCGUCAAGAUGUACUACUCUUUUCAGGACCCAAUCAACCUCUACCUGGUGAUGGAGUUCUUGGCUGGAGGUGACAUGAUGACUUUAUUAAUGAAGAAGGAUACAUUGUCAGAAGAAUGCACUCAGUUCUAUAUUGCGGAGACGGCUCUUGCCAUUGACUCCAUUCACAAACUUGGCUUCAUUCACAGAGAUAUCAAGCCCGACAACCUUCUUUUAGAUGCCAGAGGACACAUAAAGCUGUCUGACUUUGGCUUGUGUACAGGAAUGAAGAAGUCUCAUCGCACAGAGUUUUACAAAGACCUCAGUCAAGCUAAACCGUCCGAUUUUACGACCUACUCCAAUGUUCCAGCAUCCAACCCUAUGGAUUCUAAGCGUCGGGCAGAAAGUUGGAAGAAAAACCGGCGGGCUCUUGCUUACUCCACUGUGGGGACGCCAGACUACAUCGCCCCAGAGGUGUUCAUGCAGACUGGCUAUGGACAAAGCUGUGACUGGUGGAGUCUGGGUGUCAUCAUGUAUGAAAUGUUGAUAGGCUAUCCCCCAUUCUGUAGUGAAAACGCUCAGGAAACUUACCGCAAGGUAAUGAACUGGCGGGAAACCUUAGUGUUUCCUCCUGAAGUUCCCAUCUCAGAGCAGGCCAAGGACACCAUCUUGAGGCUGUGCUGUGAGGCAGACCGCAGGGCCGGCUCCCAUCAAGGCAUAGAAGACCUCAAGUGUAUGAAGUUCUUCCAGCAGGUUGAUUGGGAGCACACAAGAGAACGACCUUCGGCAAUCAACGUUGAAGUGAAGUCCAUCGAUGACACGAGCAACUUCGAUGAGUUUCCGGAAGUUGACAUAAAACUACCAGCGUCUUCCGUUGCAGCUGUUUCCCCACCCGUGAGGGAGGGCGAGGCGGGCUACAAGGACUGGGUGUUCAUCAACUACACAUACAAGCGGUUUGAAGGCCUCACCCAGAGAGGUGUCAUACGUCCAUAGACAAGCCCAGCAAGCCCUGGCAGGGGGCAGAACAAAGAAUGACUACCAGGAUGAAGAACUGGAGGCAAUGGUGGGUCAUGUGCAAGGUUUGUGAGAAAACUAACCUGAGCUUGUGAUAAACACGAAUUGACGAGCGAUCAAGUCUCCAGGAGAGAAGAAGGCACGUUGCAGGGAGCUCAGGCACCAUGCGGGGCGCCCUGCGAGGGGAUGGCCUGGAGGAGUGCAGUCAUCCAGGUACCAGAGAGAAGAACAAGUAGUCCCUCAGGUGUUAAGACUGUUAUAUUAUUUUUGUUAAUAUAUUGAGCAAUUUUGGCAUUAGUACAUAGGUAUUCCUAUUGUCUUGAUCACGGCAACACCACACACACUGGGUGGGCCAGCAGCGGUGGCCCGUAGGAGUUCCCGCCCCUCACGCACCUGUUGAGGCAAGUGCCGGGAGGCUCGUCACCCUCCGCGGAGGGAAAGGUUUCUUACCUCAUCAUUGUGAAAUCAUUUUUCUUCUGUACCACAAAGGGAUAAGCCCAGCAAAAGGCUUAAUUUUUUUUUUUAUUUAUUUAUUUUUUUCUCCAAAUGUGAUUAGAAACAAUGUUUCAGUAAUAUCCUUGUUUGCAUAAUUUGCAUUAUAGUUUUAUUGUGAUUUUAGCUAAGCCUUACAGCUGAUGACAGACUGUGAUAGAAUCCCUGCAAAAAGUGAAUGAAUAUCAUGAGUCAGGAUUUUUUUCCUGUCUUGAAUUAUGUUUUCCUUUGAUGUUUUAAGGUACUUUACUUGCAGUUUUUGCCCUUUUUUGUGUGCCUUUCUGCAAAAGAGAUCAUAAUUUUAGUUGCUGUAGGAUAGGGUGCCCAGUAAUAUGCAGAAAUAUGGAAGUAAUGGAACAUUAAAAGAAUCAUGUCAUAUAAAGAUAGUUUUGUACAUUGUAAAACAUGUAUAUGGUAGUGUUUGUUAACCCCUCUCAUUUGUAUCUUUACAUUUCAUCUCAUCUCUAGUAUUUAUUUGCUUCAUGUUGCAUCACAUCAAGAUUAGAAUGAGAGCAGAGGUACAUGUGUGAUACAUGUGGAAUAAUAAUUGUUUUAUCAUUUUCAUAAUCCUUGGUAAAUUAAGUUUAUUAUAAUAUCCCUCAGAAGUGAAGGUUGUGAAUGUACUUUUUUGUUGUUGUUCCAGUUGAAAAUGCACUGAAAUUUCAGUGUGAAUAAUUUUCAACCCCCAAAAAAGCAUAUUAGUGAAGAUUCCCUAAGCAGUAGCCUGUUGUAUGGUGUGGUGUGCAUGUGUACAUGUGUAUGCAUACAUCCAUGCAGAUUGAUCAAUAUUAUGCUUCAGGCACCAAGAGCAUUGCACCCAUGGCCAGAAAGCUUGUUUCCUCUUAAUACAUCCAUAAUUCCAUGAAAUUUCCAAGUCUACUAAUUUGCCUGUUUCUUUUAUAAAAUUGAGAAUGCCUGAUACAUUCCAGCAGCAACAUUUUGAAUCACGGGCUUGCCUGACGCCCAUCAGAUAGAUGUGUAAGUAAAUAAUGUACAAAUGUGUGCACUGUAUUUUCACAUUGCUUGUGUUCCAGUAGGAUGUUGGGUAAGUUCUGCUGCUUUCACAAUUAGGCAUUCUUGUUCAUGAUGUAACAACAACUCUGAAUGUAUAAGGAAAAGAAACUGUUUGUCUGCAUUUUAUUUGGUGAGGACAGCUGAAAGUGAAGAGAGUGUUACGUGGAUGUGUCGCAUCAAGGUGCGAGUCAUUCUGCAUGUGGGAAGCACAUCACAGGUAUCACCUCUGACGCGAUGGAUGUUUUUGUUUGAACUCAAAAUUACUACUGUUCCUGCUGCUGGUUGAUUUUACCAUUAUUUUAUGUAUUUUAGUAAACAAAAGUGAAAGUAGACUAUGAGCAUUUUAAAUUAUUUUUAGAUGUACAAAAGCUGAUGAGAAAAAACUUAAUUAGUUUUCCCUAAAAUUCAUCUCCAGGUAUAGACUUGGUGUAGUGUUUUGAGCUUGCAUGUGUAGCAUUGUGGCUGUCAGGACCCAAGUGUGAGCAGCACCACAGCUCCCCAGAUACUGCUUCCUUGAAGGCAGCAGAUCUCCUUUGACUUGAAGUAACAUGAGCACAUUUUAGUAAUUUUACUCAUUUUUGAUGUACAUAUCUUUCCAACAUCUCUAGAUUGUGUUGAAUCUAUUUAUGCAUUAGCAGUGGAAUCUAUCUAGGCAGUGUACUGAAUCAGCAUUAUUGAGAAUAUUCUUCAUUUAUCAGUGGAUGUAACUGUUAAAAAAUAUCUGUGGUUUAUUCAAUUCUUCUAAGACUAAAACUUGCAGCAUUCACACCUUGUACUGAGCAGUGAAGGUGUCUCCUAUGUAGACAUGAAUUGAUUACAUUAUUAUCACAGUUUAAGACCCAUUUCAUGUAAUUAGAUAAAUCAUGUAGCAUUGAUUGUGUUAUAUUAAUAACUUUAGGUAAUACUAAUUGCUAGAAACAAAAAAAAAUGUAAUUUUGAGUUGAAAAUGUGAUUAUGCUGUGUGGUAAGUUUACAUGGAGAUGUGUGGUAUGUAAUUAGAUAGUAAGUAAUUGUUGCACAUGUGUGUGUGUGUGUGUGUGUGUGUGUGUGUGUGUGUGUGUGUGUGUGUGUGUGUGUGUGUGUGUGUGUGUGUGUGUGUGCCCACACAUGACUGAAUGUGCAAGCAGUAUAUAAAGUAUAAAAGAAAAAGAGAUUUUUCAGACAUUGUGUAUGAAAAGGCUCAGACUUAGGGAUGUGGAAAGAGUAGAAUAAUUUGGAAUACACAACUAAAGGAUGUUUUUUAUCCUAAUUCUGUUUGACUUUGAAGCCUCCAUCCCAGUUUGCUGUGUUGUGUGCAGCACAGGCCCAAGAUGUAGUGUUUCCUCAGCAUCUAGUUAGAACUUUAAAGUUUUACUAUCAGUUCUUAGUGGCCCUAAAUGGUAUAUACAUUCCUCAUGGUGUAAGUAAUGACAUGUAUCUGGCAUUGUACAGUAUUUUUUUUUUUUCCUAAGUAAAUCUCCUCAGAGUGAAACAAGUACCGUCCGUGGGACAUGAUGUGGCAUGAAAGAGUUAAAAUUUAGCCUAGGUCAACCCAGUAUCAGUGUGCUGAAAAUACUUUAUUUCCUCAGCAGUAGCUGGCUAUCAGGUAUCACAGUGCUAUAAAUUGUGUAUCAGAGUUUAGUUUCCAAAGUUUUAUGAUCAAAGUACUUGGCCUUAGAACUAUUUUCCUAGAAGGAAAUAUGAAGAAUAGCCAAAGUGUGCAACAUUUAUUUGGCAAUACCAGUAUUUUUGUGACAUGCAUAGUACUUGUAGGACAGAAUGCUUGCCUAAGGACCCCUUUUGUUUGCAAUUCACAAUCCUCAUUGCAGACUGUACAAAACUAUCCAUCACCUCCCAGGGGAAGCAUCCAGGGGUUGUAGCAGUUGACGCCAUAAUUACCUUAAUCCAACAUCAACUUGCCCAUAAUCACCAUCAGAGCCUUAUUUUCAUUAGUGCUUAACUAUCAAAGUGAGGCUAAACUGGGGGUUUUAGGAGAUCUCGUGUACAUACAUAGACAGUCGUAGCUCCUGUAACUAGUCACCAAUAAAGAUUAAAAUAGUA
Messenger RNA from Portunus trituberculatus (swimming crab), 5927 nucleotides. It is a transcript of the gene trc, whose product is annotated as serine/threonine-protein kinase tricornered-like. Gene Ontology annotation, biological process: intracellular signal transduction; peptidyl-serine phosphorylation. Lineage: Eukaryota; Metazoa; Arthropoda; Malacostraca; Decapoda; Portunidae. Gene Ontology annotation, molecular function: ATP binding; protein serine/threonine kinase activity. The record is from RefSeq and is a predicted model, not a curated record. The transcript is spliced from 12 exons. Bases 864 to 2360 code for a protein of 498 amino acids.